AUGUCGGAGCGGAUUUUCGUGCACAAGAAUCUGCUCAUAUCGCUGGCUUUUGGACAUACAGUUUACAUUCUUGACAUAAAUAUCUUCCCAUCAAGGAACAUGCACCAUACCAUAUGCUCUGUUAUUGCUGCCGUCCAGCACUAUCUCUACACUUCUCUUUACACUUGGAUGUUGAUUGAAGGAAUAAACCUUUACUUGAAGAUAGUGAAGGUUUUCUCUUUUGGAAAGCCAUAUUGGAUGGGUGGGUUUUCUCCUAAAUAUAUAGGAGUACCAGGGGUCAUUGUUGGCUUCGUGGCAGUAAUCCAACCUUCAACAUAUGACAUGAGUACAAUGUUGUAUAAAGAAAUCAUGUGCGGAACACUGAAACUCACGGGAACAGUGAAUAGAGAAAGGUAUCUUAUUUCACUGAAGUACCAACUAGAAACUAGAUAA
This is a messenger RNA of Pocillopora verrucosa, 432 nucleotides long. The record is from RefSeq and is a predicted model, not a curated record. Lineage: Eukaryota; Metazoa; Cnidaria; Anthozoa; Scleractinia; Pocilloporidae.